CUAUUAUGCAGCUUCUUAAAACUAUCGGAGACGCCUUCUGUGUGCGGCUGCUGCUUUGUUUUCAGGCUGCCGCUCCUGGAAAGGAUUGUCGUAGGAAGUGCUAGAAGAGUAUCUCUCUCUCUUUUUUCUUGCUCUCUGGACAGAUCUGCCCCGCCCUUUCCAGCUGUUGCGAAGGCGGGGAGAGAGAAAAGAGUUUGGACUCUCUCUCUCCCUUUCCGGAACAGCCCCAAUAGUGUAACGCGAGCGCGCAAAGCUGCGCCACGCUCGGCUUUUUCGACGCCCGUCCAUACUCAGGACUGGGUCGAAACAAACACGCGCGUGGAUGCUGCAAACUCGCCGCUUGUUCGACAGGCAAACCCGCUCUGCUCCGGAGAGGGAAAACAAUCGCUGAACUUAUCUUCGCCAAAACCAGCUGCAGUUUGCUUGCAAGGAAAACCUCUUGGGGGGAAAUGAACCCUCCUCCUUGGCAUCCUAUUCUCCCCCAGGACUAGAAACUUAAGGAUGGCCGAGAUUGAGGAAAACGCAAGCAAGGAAUCCGCUGCUUUUCGUCGCUGCUUCCGAUCUCACCCGCCAGUUUCUCAGUUACGUUAAAUAAUAAUAAUAAUACGCCACUGUUUUCUACCGAUAUCCGACCGAUAGCUGAUCCACGCAGCGGUCGCAGGAAGGGACUCUCGGGGAGUGGUGGGCUGCUUGCUUGUCUCCCAGUUUCCUUCCACUUGUUGCAUUGGGGCAAUCGGAAGCCACCUUUCGCGCGCUCAGCCAACCGCCCUUUUGCGUGCGUGUUUUGCAACAAGCUCUUUGCCCUGCCUGCGAAGUAUUUCGGAUUCUUCGGAAGCUCAGAUUGCAAAAAAAGAGAGAGAGAGAGAGAGAGAGAGAAAGGGAAGAGUUUUUAACGCGCGCACACACCACGUACUAAGGCGCUGCUCCGUGGCGUUGGUUGGGCCGUCGUUGGAUCCUCGCCGUUGCCUCGAGUAGUGUCCCCAAAGCGAAAAGGGGCCGGUUGGCUCGACUGCAACUCUCCGGGCGCGAUCCCGUGCUGGUGGACACACAGGAAGGCAAGUGGAAGCGAGGAGGAGCCGGAGGAGGAGGGCGGAGACCUCCCACUUUCCCGGGCCAAGAGCGCAGAGGAGGCGCCCGGCCGCUUUACGCGCAGCUCCGAGGGGAGCGCGCCUGGCCGAAAGCGACACCGCCUAGCCCUGCGAUGGCGGGUUCCCGUCCUCUCCACUGAAUCGGCGCGCCUGGGAGGACGGAGGCGGUCCGCUCCCGUCCAGUCCCCGGCCGGCGGAGGGGUUAUGCGGCGGGAUGGCCUCGGCCGUGUUUGAGGGCACCUCUCUGGUGAACAUGUUCGUGCGCGGCUGCUGGGUCAACGGCAUCCGGAGGCUCAUCAUCAACCGGCAAGGCGACGAGGAGGAGUUCUUCGAGAUCCGCACCGAGUGGUCGGACAGGAACGUGCUCUACUUGCACCGCAGCUACUCGGAUCUGGGCCGCCUCUUCAAGCGCCUGCUCGACUCCUUCCCCGAGGAUCGCCCCGAGCUGUCACAGUCCCCCUUGCUCCAAGGACUAAUCACCAUUAAGGAGUCUCACGACAUAGAAGCCAGGCUUAACGAAGUAGAGAAGCUCCUCAAGAAUAUUAUAAAUAUGCCUUGGAAGUACUCCAGAUCAGAAGUCGUCCUCACCUUCUUCGAAAGAUCUCCUUUAGAUCAGGUGUUAAAAAAUGACAAUGUCCAUAAAAUUCAACCAAGCUUUCAAAGUCCAGUUAAAAUAUCAGAAAUCAUGCGAUCUAAUGGAUUUUGUUUAGCCAACACUGAAACAAUAGUCAUUGAUCACAGUAUACCAAACGGGAAAGAAAAGCACUUAGAUGUCGAUUCGGCGGAACAUUUGUUUGAAAAUGUUGGCGAAUUUACCUCUGAGCUGGAGGGCAGCGAUGACCCAGCAGCAUAUGUCACCAACUUGUCGUACUACCACCUGGUUCCAUUUGAAACUGAUAUUUUGGACUAAGAGUGCCAAGCGAACUUUGUGGCUGACAUCAGAAGGGCGGUCUUUAAGCAUGGCGGUUCACCAUCAUUCUAUUCUAAUGGACAAAGAGACAUUUGUUUUGCCAAAGGGAAUGAAGCAAAGACACCUGGAGCGUAAUAGGCCAAGGAACUAUGUCAUGCAGCCGAAUCAGCAGCAACCAUGCCAUUGACAAAUCAUUGGUGAAUGUGCAAAAAUCAGUGGCGCCGGUUCUUACUGAUAUACGGUAGAACUUGCAAAGACCAACCACAUUUCCUCUCCCUCGAGCUCCCUCGUACCAUAAGUACAUUCUUAACCUUUUCCAAUUAAAGGCCUCCUGUGUUCAGUUUUCAUUCCUCAGAGGGACAACUUCUCACAAAUGUCAUGGUGGUUCAUUCAUUGAAAGAUGCCUUAUGUCAUGCGUGCCUGCAGGAAAUAAGCACAUAAAUGGAUUGAUUAAUUUAACUUAUUCUAAGCCUGUGGUUUUAUUUAAUCAUCCAAGGGCCUGUCUUUUUCACUUGAAAUAAUAAUUAAUAAUAAAAAUAAUUAUAAAGGAAACAAGCAAGUUACAUCCCAAGUUGGGGGAAAGGGAAAGUAAUCCAUAAUUGUUAUUUUUUUAUUUUUAUUGUACCUGAAUUUUGGAUGGGUCUGCUAGAAAUGCUGUUAGGAUUUCUCCCCUGUCUUAGAACCAGGAAAUCUUCGCCGUUCUCACUAUUGCAGGGUUUCCACUAGAAUUGUCAGCUGGCUGUCUAGGGCAGGAAUGAGGCUCUUGUGGACCACCAUAUGUUUGUGGACUACAGCAUCCAUCCAUCAUCCCAGUCUAUGGGACUGAUGGGAGUCAGAUGUCCCUCUAUGGCCCCUUACUUCUCAUGCAUUCAGAAAUAAGCUUCAACCAUCUACAUGUGGACGUUUUAAAGCUGUGCUACAGCAACAACUACACCCUUAUAAAAUCCACUAGCCCACUUUGACUCUAGCCCUCCCCCUCUGUUUGCCUUCGGGGGUUGGAAGCUUGACCAAAAUAGCUGUACAGCAGGCAAAGUUUUGGACCUGGAAAAGCUGCGCCGAAAGAGCUUCCAUGCACAGCUAUUAAGAAAACAAGUGCAAUUUCGAAGGUCCUUGAAAGUGACAGCCACAUUGUCACUUCUGCUUGCCACUGGCCUGGGGGAAAGAGUAAACAACUCUUGCAUUCCCUGAAGGAGGGCAUGGCACAGAGACAAGUUCUGUAGGCCUGAAUGGCAUGGAUGAGAAGAGAGAACUGGUUCUGUGGUGACAGUAGUGGGCUCUGUUAACAUGAAGCAUUUGGGGUAACCGCAGAAGCAGGCCUCAAAGCUUUUUAACUACUGAAUGGUGCUGCGUUGAGCUUGGUUUUGGCUCCAGCUCAUAGGAUGGCAAAGCACCUGUUCUCGCAGCUUAUUCAGCCACAUACUGUGAUGAAGCUGCUUAAUAAAGGCACAUCUAAACUAUAGGCCUCAAAUGGUUUAAUUGUCGUUCCUUCUACUCAGGGGGAAUAUGAAGAACUGUAUUUCUGUGAGCCAUGCUCCAGUAGAGUAUUAUCAACACCCACUGAAAAUUAUAGUUCCCAGAGGAAGCUGGAAAUGGUGGUUAAACUGAGGAAAAAACUGAUAGAGGUGUUUAGUAGAAUUGCCAGAAGUUGUGUGUAGGAAAUGAAGAACAGAAUACAUUCCAAGUUCCUUGCUCCUUUUGUUCCCCCCUCCAAGCUCCGAAGAAUAUGGUACAUUUCCCCCUUCUCCUGUGAACCUUUCAGUAUUCUUUUGUAUAAUGAUUGUAAAACGAAAUUUGCUAAUGUAAAUAGUAAUAAAUUAUUGAGAACCCAA
This is a messenger RNA of Zootoca vivipara (common lizard), 3827 nucleotides long. It is a transcript of the gene PXDC1, whose product is annotated as PX domain containing 1. The record is from RefSeq and is a predicted model, not a curated record. NCBI's taxonomy places the organism in Eukaryota, Metazoa, Chordata, Lepidosauria, Squamata, Lacertidae. Gene Ontology annotation, molecular function: phosphatidylinositol binding.